UCCAAAGCGCAGCUCCAUCAACCAGGUUCUUCCACUGGCAGCAGACCAGGCGACACGCCAGCACCAAAUCCACCGCAGCUCUGUGGUGCCGGUGCACCCGGGAAGGGGGGGCGGGUAUUUCCAUCGCGGACUCCUCCAGCCCGUCUCUGUGAUGACAACCAUCUGCGACCUCCCCGAGGAUGUGCUGGUGGAGCUGCUGUCGCUGCUGCCAGCCCGGGACCUGAUCCGCAGCUGCAGGCUGGUCUGCGCCCAGUGGCGGUACGUGGUGGAUCUGACCACCCUGUGGAAACGCAAGUGCCAGCGCAAGGGGUUUUACGUUCAGAAUUUGGACAGAAGCAUCUCAGACUGGAAGAUCUUCUAUCUGCUCUGCAGCCUGAAGAGGAACUUAAUCAAAAACUCCUGUGCGGAAGAGAACUUUCAGCACUGGAAACUUGAUAAUAAUGAUGGAGAUAAAUGGAAGAUCGAGGAUAUGCCUGGACCUCAUGGAAAAGACAUGCCAAACCCCAGAGUACACAAAUACUUUGUCACUUCAUAUGGGCCAUGCUUCAAGUCUCAACUCAUUACCCUGCAGAAAGAAGGAUACUGGAAUCAGUUGAUGGAUGAGAAACGGCCUGAAAUUGUAGUUAGGGACUGGUAUGCUGCCAGAUUUGACUGUGGGUGUCGCUAUGAGCUUACAGUGAGGCUGCUUUCUGAAGACUACAUUGUCCUUGACGAGUUCCACCCCGAGCCCGUGGUUAUAGAGCAGUGGAAUGAUGCAAGGUGGAGAGAGAUUUCUUACACCUUCCAGAAUUACCCACCUGGAGUUCGUUACAUCUGGUUUCAGCAUGGAGGCCAAGACACUCAAUUCUGGGCAGGAUGGUAUGGGGUCCGAGUGACUAACAGCAGCAUCACCGUGGGGCCCCUGACAUGUGUAUGAAGGCACAACAGAAGUGUUUGCUUUUACCUCAGGACUGUAACCGGGUGGUCUCAGGUGCACUUACUUGUCUGUAUUCUCUGGAUGAGUGUCCUAGCUUUGUCUUGCACAGUUGAUCUCAAAUACAAGCAGCUAGUUCUUGUUCGCAGCAGAACUUCUGCAGACCCACCCCCGUGGAAGGACUUCUGUCUUCAUCUUUCAUCUUCCUCUACCAUGGAUGUUACUGCAAUUACUAGUGCCCUUCCCCAGGAGAAAGACUAGGGCAAUUAAAUGUUUCUUUUCUAGUUAAUAUGUCCUUGUGCUACAGCCAAACACCAAGUCUUAUAUAGAAACCUUUUCUUGUUUAUGGAACUUAUGAGAGAUAAGGCUAAAAUGUCUAAUUUCAGAUUAUCAAUGCUGUCCUCAAGGGCCUUGCUACAGAGAGACUUGUUUUGUAUGCUUUUUUUUCUGUUUCAGUUUAGUUAUGUAUGAAGACAUGUAUCUUUCACAUCAGACCUUCCAUAGCAUAAGGAAAGUGUCAACCCUUUUUUGUGAAUGCUGUGUCACUGGUUCUCAAUUCCUUACCCUUUCUGUAAGUGUAUAUGAUCAAAAUGGUACAUGCCUUCCCUCUCCAACUACAGCCCAUCAUUGUUUGAAUAAACAGCAAGAGAAAGAGAAGAUAGAAAUCCCUUAAGGUGGCUACCUUAUAAGUGCCUUUUGAUUGUGCUGGGAUUUUUCCAUACAGCUUUUGUACUACUACAGUACUUGGUUUGUACUGAACAGUUUAACCCUAUAUAAAAUGUUAAAGCAGUGCAAAACCUUGA
Tyto alba (common barn owl) is the source of this 1716-nucleotide messenger RNA. Its product is annotated as F-box only protein 6-like. Gene Ontology annotation, molecular function: protein binding; ubiquitin protein ligase activity. The record is from RefSeq and is a predicted model, not a curated record. The transcript is spliced from 6 exons. Gene Ontology annotation, cellular component: cytoplasm; SCF ubiquitin ligase complex. The coding region runs from base 152 to 916 and encodes 254 amino acids. Lineage: Eukaryota; Metazoa; Chordata; Aves; Strigiformes; Tytonidae. Gene Ontology annotation, biological process: glycoprotein catabolic process; SCF-dependent proteasomal ubiquitin-dependent protein catabolic process.